Messenger RNA from Mollisia scopiformis, 1284 nucleotides. RefSeq lists its product as uncharacterized. The record is from RefSeq and is a predicted model, not a curated record. Lineage: Eukaryota; Fungi; Ascomycota; Leotiomycetes; Helotiales; Mollisiaceae. Bases 1 to 1284 code for a protein of 427 amino acids. The transcript has 3 exons.
AUGUCUGGUACUAGCUACCUGCAAUCCAUUCUCAUGUAUCCAGACACUUGUGGAGGUGGACCUUCCAAGUCCCGCCACAUUGAGGUUGUCGGUGCGGUCUUGCUGAGCUUGCUCCUAGCCUUCUCCAUAUGUCGUUCGGGAAGAUUGGUCUGGGAGAUAAAGCCCAAGUCCCCCUCCAAGAGUCGACGUACUGAAGAAGGCAAGGUCGUGUCAGUAUGGAUCGGAGAAUUGCUUAAUUUUCUUGCCGUCUGCGCGGCUGUCGUCGCCAUUUCCCUUUUCAUCGUUGCCAGAAAUCACGGUCUUGGCCAGCAUCUAUGUGACGAAGGUUUGACUAAAGAGUUGGUUCUGUUCACUCAAACCAUAAUCGCAGCAAGCCAAGUCGACGACAAGAAUACGGAGUUGAUGACUUGGGUCGCCGCUAAUGCCCACACGCUCGAUCCAAUUUUGACGAUGAAAUUGCAACAAUUCUUGUCGAAUUUUGCGACCACUAUGAAGUACCUAUAUGGUUGCGACACAGCUUACACGUUAUCUGUCACCUUGCAAAAGUUCAGCAACGACCGCCUCCUCUUGUCAAUGUUUGGCUUUAACAACCGUUCAUUCCAGAGAUUUAUUUACUGGCACAUGGGUGCGACUGCAGCCGUUCUUGUUCUGUCGGGGUUCCUUUCAUUCGGAGGCAUUUGGCCUAUCGAGGCAUCCUGGGAUAUCGCCGUGACGCGUCAGAGAUUUUGGUCACCCAAGUUGAUAUAUCUGAGCACUAGUAUAGCCAACAUAAUUCUCGAUGCUGUCGUGGUACCUGUUCCGAUCUACUUCGUUUGGAAGCUGCGCAUCGCGGCGAGUCGAAAGGCUUUCAUUAUCGGACUUUUUUUCUUUCAGCUGCUGGCUUGUUGCUUUGGUAUUGCUCGCAUCUCCAUGCUAGACGGACUGUUUGGGGCGGACCUCACCUACAACGCUGUAACACCCCUGGUUCUGACGAUGGCUCAACUUACCAUCUUCAUUAUCUCAUUCAGUUUCCCGGCUCUGAGAUUAAUCUUUCUAUCUAUCCGUUCGACCUUUCGCCAUCUCGGCUCUAACACAUCGACAAUUCCCCUGAAUGAUGUCCGAGCCAGCCAAAGACAUGGAUACAUGCGUGAAAGUGUCGGCUCCGAGCAAUGGGCUCAAUGGGAUGACUGCUUCAUUGAUGAUAUCCCGGACAAUUUUGACGAUGACAAGCCUGCCCCGGUGUCGGAUAUUGAGAGUACAGGAUCUUGUAAUGGUUUUGCAACUCUGGUGGAAAGCAGAGUUUAA